AUCGUCAAAUAUGCAUUUUCUGAAUAAUUAUCGAAUCGAUUUUUUGUAUUAAAUGAAAUAUAAAGAAUUAAUAAAGCAGUAAUCAGAGAAAAUUCGUCAAAGACCGAUAACGGGGAAAAGGGGCUGUGGAAUUGUGCUGCUUCAAAAUAUGUCGUCAUUUCGCUGAACAUCGCAAAAGAACGCUCGGAUUGGCAUACAUUUCAACGUGGCCACACCUUUUGAUGAAGGCCAACAAAACUUUACCAAUUUUAAAUUUGCUAGUUUAUUCAUUAUUUUUGAUUUUAAACAGGUAAAUCAUUCCCAUUUCCGAGACCUAAUUUCCUAAUUUAAAAUGUCAGCGCCACUGUGGGAGAAUUCCUGACUAAUUGUCAACCCAAGAAGAAGAAGAAGAGAAGAAGAAGCUUCAACGCUUGGACGCAGUGACGGAGCUUUAGCAGUUACGUUCAGUUUAGCUUCAUUAUAGUUUAACCUUCAAAUCGAAAAAAGAAGAAGCUUAACCUCUUUUAAGUUAAGUCCGAGUGAUAAUUAUACGUGAAACUAGCAGAAUGGAAGACAAUCAACUAAUGUGCCUGAGAUGGAAAGACCACCACAGUACCCUAAUGCAAAAAUUCGGCUCAUUAAUAAAAUCCGACAACCUAGUAGAUUGCACUUUAGCGGCCGAGGGGAAGUUCCUAAAGGCGCACAAAGUGGUCCUUUCUGCGUGCAGUCCGUAUUUUCAGGGCCUUCUGCGUGAACAUUAUGAUGAGCACCCCGUUUUCAUACUCAAAGAUGUUAAGUUUAAUGAGUUGAAGGCCAUGAAGGAUUACAUGUACAAGGGAGAAGUGAAUAUAUCCCAAGAUCAAUUAGCAGCCCUCCUCAAGGCUGCAGAGUCUCUACAAAUAAAAGGGCUUUCGGAAAGUAAUCCCUAGGCAGACUUUAUCACAAAUCUUUGCAAGAGAUCUACCCAAAGAACCGUCAAUCAUCUCCAUCCCACAGUGCAGAUUUGGAUUUAUCCAAAUACGAGAUUGGACAGUCUUUUUUUUAAUGUCCUUCGGAUUUAACGAAUACAUCUACAUCACGGAAAUCGCGCUUCAUGCUCGAUUAAAAAAGUAUAUCCAAAAUGCGAUAUUUUUUAUAGUAUGUUGAACUUCAUUAUAUUGAAUGUGUGUCUUAUUAAUUUCUGUAACAUUGAUCUGGUCUGUUUAUUCAGAUAUCACAAAAUAAAGUACAAAUUUUACUA
This is a messenger RNA of Belonocnema kinseyi, 1219 nucleotides long. Its product is annotated as longitudinals lacking protein, isoforms H/M/V-like. Bases 546 to 908 code for a protein of 120 amino acids. Gene Ontology annotation, biological process: regulation of transcription by RNA polymerase II. Lineage: Eukaryota; Metazoa; Arthropoda; Insecta; Hymenoptera; Cynipidae. The record is from RefSeq and is a predicted model, not a curated record. Gene Ontology annotation, cellular component: nucleus. The transcript has 3 exons. Gene Ontology annotation, molecular function: protein binding.